AUGGCUCUCAGCUCCCGGGCUCACGCUUUCUCGGUGGAAGCCUUGGUGGGACGCUCCACCAAGAGGAAGGGGACGGAUGGUGGCGAAGAAGAGAGCGGGCUCGCUUGCCGGCAGAACCGCAGAGUCCCGGAGCCGGAAAAGCGGCCUAAAACCGGCCCCGAGAGCCGGGAGGCGGGGGCCGGGGUGCAGGUGGAGUUGCAGGGCUCCGAGCUCUGGAGGAGGUUCCAUGAGAUCGGCACCGAGAUGAUCAUCACCAAGGCCGGCAGGAGGAUGUUCCCGUCGGUCAGGGUGAAGGUGAAGGGGCUGGAGCCGCUGAAGCAAUACUACAUCGCCAUCGACGUCGUCCCGGUGGACUCCAAAAGAUACAGGUACGUCUAUCACAGCUCGCAGUGGAUGGUGGCGGGGAACACGGAUCACUCCUGCAUCACCCCCCGGCUCUACAUCCACCCCGACUCCCCCUGCUCGGGGGAGACCUGGAUGAGGCAAAUCAUCAGUUUCGACCGGGUGAAGCUCACCAACAACGAGAUGGACGACAAGGGGCACAUCAUCCUGCAGUCCAUGCACAAGUACAAGCCCCGCGUCCACGUUAUCGCCCAGGACUCCCGCUUCGAUCUAGCGCAGAUCCAGUCGCUGCCGGCCGAGGGGGUGCACACCUUCUCCUUCCAGGAGACCGAGUUCACCACCGUAACGGCUUACCAAAACCAGCAGAUCACGAAGUUGAAAAUCGACAGGAAUCCCUUCGCCAAAGGUUUUCGGGAUCCCGGGAGGAACAGGGGGGUCCUGGACGGGCUCCUGGAGACCUACCCGUGGCGGCCCCCCCUCGCCCUGGAUUUCAAGGCUUUCGGCGCAGACAGCCAGGGUGGGAGCUCCAGUUCUUCGCCGGUGACCUCCAGCGGCGGGACGCCCUCUCCUCUCAACCCCCUGCUCUCUCCAUCGUGCUCACCUCCUGCGUUUCACUUGUCGGCGAGCAACAUUGGCGUGUCGUGCCCCGAGACCUACCUACACAACCUCAACGUGCCCCUCUACUACAAGAUUUGUCCUACGGGCUUCUUAAGACAACAGUCUCUCAUCUUUCCAAGCCAUGAAAAACUGGGAGGCACCAACGCGCAUCUUUUACCCCACGUCAUGGUGGAUAUGCCAAAACUAUCUUCCCUCAGCAUAACCAAUCUGAAAAAUGCUAAAGCUGAAGACUUAAACGGGCAAUGUCUACAAGUACCCAAUUCUGCUAGUCAAAUGCUGUAUGGAUUACAUGCAUCUGGAAACAUUUUCCCAUCAAGUCCCAUUGCUCGGGAAGCACUUAAUUGUUCUUUACAUCCUCCAUAUGGCUUGUAUGGUUAUAACUUCUCUGUGCCAUCUAGACUGAUGAAUGCAGCAAGCCAUUUCAAAGUGAGUGACAGCAUUCCGGCUUCUUUGAGAGAUGGCAGAUGUAAUCACUCUAACUGGCACCCAACAAUUAACCAUUGCCUUUAGUGGAAUUAUGUAAUAUUUCUAAGCAUUGAUAUGUAAAGCAAGCCUUUCCUUCCUUCAUACCCAAGGGCUUGCUAGUUAUUGACUAUGAAAUACUGCAUGGUACAGGAGCGGUAUGUCUAGGCAUUUAACUUUUUUUGCGGGCAAACGCGUCAUGUUGUUGGGAGGGUGGAGGAUCUGGGAGCGUGGAGGGUCUGAGAUGAUCCACAGCAAGGUGAUACCUUUUGGUAGUAUUUAUGUCAUGGUUGUAGGUUAAAAGCAAACUGUACAGUCACCUUUUUAAUAUUUGCACUCUGAAGUGGGAACGUAGCCGUAUACAUUUCUACAAAUAUGUUUUCCUGAAACUUUUUAUCUAGCUUGCCUUUAGUUAGCUCAAAGCCCUAGUGAGCUUCUGCUCACCCAUUUGAGAUUUUCCACUUAUUUCAAAGGGACUAUUUGAGACCUUGAGUCAG
Molecule: messenger RNA, 1919 nt
Organism: Harpia harpyja (harpy eagle)
Lineage: Eukaryota; Metazoa; Chordata; Aves; Accipitriformes; Accipitridae
Gene: TBX22
Product: T-box transcription factor 22
Exons: 8
Coding region: 1-1470 (489 amino acids)
Biological process (GO): cell fate specification; regulation of transcription by RNA polymerase II; positive regulation of DNA-templated transcription
Cellular component (GO): nucleus
Molecular function (GO): DNA-binding transcription factor activity, RNA polymerase II-specific; RNA polymerase II cis-regulatory region sequence-specific DNA binding
Source: RefSeq, a predicted model, not a curated record